Molecule: messenger RNA, 642 nt
Organism: Asparagus officinalis (garden asparagus)
Lineage: Eukaryota; Viridiplantae; Streptophyta; Magnoliopsida; Asparagales; Asparagaceae
Exons: 1
Coding region: 1-642 (213 amino acids)
Source: RefSeq, a predicted model, not a curated record
AUGUGGAAGAAAAUUUUGAAAAUCAGAGACAAAGCUGUUAGCUUUUGUGGAGGUCUAAAUAACUUGUUGCUGCUCAUUCAAUCUUGCUCUGAAAAUUCUAGAAUCCAGAUUUCAGCAUUGUACAAUGCUCUCUCCCCUAAUUCUUCAGUUGUGCCAUGGCAUAGAACAGUUUGGGAGACUACAAACUUCCCCAGUCACUCUUUUAUCUGUUGGUUAGCAAUCCAAGAUAGGUUGCUUACUAUCGACAGACUGAUUAAGAGGGGAUUAAUGAACUCUAACAAUUGUUGUCUGUGUACUGGUUCUGAAAACAGAAACCAUCUUUUCUUUGAGUGCUGCUAUUCAAGAGAAGUGUGGCUAAAAAUUAUGGAUUUGCUCAGUUUCAAAUGGCAGUCCUGUGAUUGGAAUCAGAUUGUGAUUUGGUACUGUGAUAGACUGAAGGGUAAUGGUUUCAAGCAAAGGAUUAAAAGGAUGGCUCUAACUACAGCUGUUUAUAGUAUAUGGAGAGAAAGGAAUUUCAGGAUUUUCAGGCAGAAAGCAAGGCCAGCUGAUCAACUUUUUAGAGAUAUCAAAUUCAACAUUUAUUCUUUUGUUCUCAAUGGCUCUUUUAAGGCAGAAGACAGAGAAUGGAUCAUUUCACUUUGA